Messenger RNA from Penicillium oxalicum, 426 nucleotides. RefSeq lists its product as uncharacterized. The record is from RefSeq and is a predicted model, not a curated record. The transcript has a single exon. Bases 1 to 426 code for a protein of 141 amino acids. NCBI's taxonomy places the organism in Eukaryota, Fungi, Ascomycota, Eurotiomycetes, Eurotiales, Aspergillaceae. Gene Ontology annotation, biological process: proteasome regulatory particle assembly. Gene Ontology annotation, molecular function: protein-macromolecule adaptor activity.
AUGUCCACCUCAAGUCAACCGAUAACCCCCUCCGUCUUCGCCGAAGCCAUCAAGGAACUCCCUUUGGAAUCUCUCCACGCCGAAGCCGCCAAGCUCACAAACGACAUGGCCAAACUGAUAGAAUCCAACGUAGCGCUGGAAGCGGAAAAGGCCGUCGAGACGGAGGAAGGCAUCAAGUUCCUGGACGACGUGAUCGCGGAGAACGAAGGCGUGGUGAGGUGGAAAGAAGAGCGCAUCGAGCUGUUGAAGGUGGAGGUGGAGAAUCGUGGGCAAAUUUGGGUGGAUCCUAGGAAGGCUGGAGAGGAGGAGGGGGAGCAUCAGAAUGGUCAGCAGAGGUCGCGAGUGAAUGGGGCUGGGAAUGAUACUGCUGCCCUUCAUGGGCAACACGGGCGAGCAGUGGACGGUGACGAGGGGGUGUAUCUGUGA